Molecule: messenger RNA, 1997 nt
Organism: Temnothorax curvispinosus
Lineage: Eukaryota; Metazoa; Arthropoda; Insecta; Hymenoptera; Formicidae
Product: mitochondrial amidoxime reducing component 2-like
Exons: 6
Coding region: 607-1623 (338 amino acids)
Source: RefSeq, a predicted model, not a curated record
AGAGUUUAUCACUGUAGCAAACAUAUUGUGAAUACAUACGAUAUCGAUAUAACUUAUUGGCGAUUACAAAAGCUUUAUUAAACGAGAAACGAUCUAAUAAUGUAAAAUCCUGUAAAAUGCAUUUAAAGAUCGAUGUUUAGAUUAAAAUAUUCAUAAAAUAAUUGCCAAGCCGUUAUAACUUAUGUAGAUAAGUGUAAUAUCUGUAAGCUAAAUCUCACUGUCAGAGAUAUCAAACGUGCUUCACCUUUGUAUGACCGCCUUAUAAAAUAUAAACAGCAAGAAAAACCCCUAGGAAAAUAAAAUAUUACAGACAAAAUAGAAUAACAAAGACGAACAUCCAGUACGAAAAUCACAUUUAUUGUGGAAACAUUUAUUGUGGAAACUCGACUGAUCGAAAAGAUAUUAUCAUCAUAUAAUAAGAUCGUUAAAAGAAAGUGAAAAAAUUUUUUACUUUGCUUGUAACAUAACCUGUUAAUAUUAUAUGUUUGUGAGAUUACAUACAAUAAUUUUACAGUACAAAUCAGAAUUUAAACUAGAAGAGCAGAACGGUUAAAAUUAAACUGACAUAUUGAUAAAAUCUAAUAUUUCCUCUUAAUAACUGUUACAAUGUCCAAGAAUUUUUCAGACCAAACUUUGGUUAAUAAGCAAUCUGUUAAUGUACAAGAUAUUAACGGUUAUCCACAAUUAUUCGAUAAAAAUUGGGUUAAAAUUGGUCAUGUUACACAGUUGUAUAUGUAUCCAUUAAAAUCGGGAGGAAAAGUAUGCAUAUCAUCUACCAGAUGUAAUCAAUAUGGAAUGGUCAACUGGAAUCAACAAAUGCCGAAUAUAAAAAUUUGGGACGGGAUGUUCCUAGUAUACAAUCAGAAGACUAAAACAAUUGCAAACUUUGCGAAUUAUUGGAAAUUGGUUUUGAUAAACAUAAAUGUGAACGAAACGUUCAUGCAAUUCAACGGUAUAGGAAUAGACAGUUUAAUUAUCGAAAUAGAUAAACAAACCAGAAAAUAUUGCAAAGUCUUCUAUUAUUCAUCAUGGCAUGGCGGCACACCCACAAAACUUAGAGAUUGCGGCGCCAAAGCUGCCAAGUGGAUAAACGAGUAUUUAGGAACCUCUGAUCUACGUUUAGUUCAAAGAGUAGACUGUAAUCCUUUACAUGAAGAACCAAAUUUUAUAAGAGAAAAUUGGAUGGAAUACAACAUGAUAUAUUCAACUAAAGCGGAAGAAAAGACAGAAGCGUUCGCAAAUGUAACACGUUGCGUACUCAUGACAACAUCUACGUUAGAUAAACUACAAAAGGAUAUAAUACAUAAUGAUGAACAUCAUUUGAUUCGUCCAAAUAUUGUUGUUUCGGCAUCCUCAAUCCCUUAUAGCGAGGAAGACUGGGAAUGGAUCAAGAUAAAAAAUAUAAUCAUCAGAGUAAUAAAACCGGUCCCGAGAUAUUUAAUAAAACCUUUUGCUCUACGUUUUUUGACCGUCUUUGCCCACGAGUUAUACAUAAGAGACAAAGAAGAAGAAACAGCACAUUUAGGAGUUUAUUGCGCAUCGUUCAUUUCUGGAAAUUUACAAUUAAAUGAUGACGUAUACGUUUAUAAGACCGACAAAGAAUUCUUCAGUUAUAAUUAUUAGUAGUUUUUCGUUUAACAUUAGCUCGACGCUCGAUUAAUUUUUUUUCUAUCUGUUUGUUCUUGCGCUUAUAUACAAAUCAAAUUAGUGUUUUAUUCAAUAAUCGUUUAUAUACACAACUAAACAUAAUCUUAUUUUAAUAAUUGUUAUUACCAGUCUUAUUUUAGUUUUUCCAUGCAGUUGUCUGCUAAUCCAGGUCUUUAAAAAAAAUAUGUAAAAUAAAAUUGUGGAAAAGAACAAAGAAAGACAUUUUAAGAUAAUUUUGUUCUAAACGGAGCCAUCCUCGCGAUCUGAAAAUCCCUUCUUCAAAUAAACUUUCUUCUCUUUAAAUAAACCUUCUUCAAAUAAACUCUUCCAUUAUUUUAGAGGUAUAUUGU